GGGCAACGGAGCGACGCACAGCGAUCCACAGUCUAUUUUCGGAGCUUAGGCUGUGACCGGAGUACUGACCAAGAAUAUCGAAUUGGAAAGCUCAGAAGCUGGAAACAUGGAAACAGGAAAUAUGGAAGCAAAAAGCAUGGAAGCUAAAAAAAUAAAAAAUGACACCCUGUCUUCUGUCUCGGCCAUGCAAGCACUGUCCAGUCUACUGUAUCCUGAAGAAGAGGGGGAUUUUGAUGCCGAACAGGGACAAUGCUCAUCUGCUAUUGGAGCCAUGGGCCCUGGGAAUAUUGGACCUCCUAAAGUAAAAGAGGCCAAAGCCAUUCCUAAAUCCAGUGGUGAUGAAAGUGAGAACAUCUGGAAUCCGGAAGAGGUUCCAGAAGGAGCAGAGCAUGAUGAUAUAUGGGAUGUUCGAGAAACCCCAGAUUAUGAGAUUGUAUUCCAGCAAACUGUGGGAACUGAGGAUGUAUACCUAGGGCUAACAAGAAAGGAUCCGUCAACAGCAUGCUGUGAGGAGCUGGUGGUGAAAAUUAAACUGCCUGAUACAAACCCCUCUGAAAUUCAAAUUGACAUCCAAGAAAUGCUCCUUGAUCUUCGCACUCCUAAAAAGAAGCUGAUAGUAAACUUUCCCCAGCCUGUGGAAAGUAACAGUGCUAAAGCAUCCUACAUCUGGGAAGCUGAAACACUUGAAGUCAGAAUGGCCCUGAAAAGGGAGUUUGAUUUUAACCUUUCCUGAAACUGCAUGAAUAAGAAGAAGAGAUGGAGAAAAUUCAUGGCAGGGAUAACGUUUUUGUAACUCUGAAUACUGUUUGUUUGUGUUCUAUUU
Messenger RNA from Acomys russatus (golden spiny mouse), 823 nucleotides. RefSeq names its product dynein axonemal assembly factor 6 (gene Dnaaf6). The coding region runs from base 107 to 733 and encodes 208 amino acids. The record is from RefSeq and is a predicted model, not a curated record. The transcript has 7 exons. Gene Ontology annotation, molecular function: protein-folding chaperone binding; dynein intermediate chain binding. Gene Ontology annotation, biological process: flagellated sperm motility; axonemal dynein complex assembly. Lineage: Eukaryota; Metazoa; Chordata; Mammalia; Rodentia; Muridae. Gene Ontology annotation, cellular component: cytoplasm.